GAUAAAUCUGACUGGAAGGAAUCUCGGUGUUCUGAUCUCCAGGCCGGAUAUAUUAGAACGAAACGAUCGUGGUACACGAUCGAGCCUGUGCCGGGUCACGACUUUACCAAAGAAACGGAGCACCCGCAUGUCGUCUACAAAAAGAGACCGGACGAAUUCGGAAGGAACGCCGAGAUUCUGUGUAACGUCACCGCCGAUAUGGCCAAAACCAUUGCCAAGCGCGCUUUCAGUUCGCAGAAAAGCCAACCGUCGUCGACGACGUCGUCUAACAAGAGUAAGAAGAACCAGGCCAAAUCUUACACGAUGGAACUGCUGCUGGUACUCGACAAGACGGUCCUCGAUUAUCGCCAAGAGUUAACGUUUAAUUAGGUUGCGGGAUUGCUGCACGACGACAGUCUAGGAAUACCCAUGGAACUGAGCGUCGUUAGGAUUAUAAAAAUGCGAGCGCAGGAGGACGAGAUGAGCCUAGCGAGAACGAAAGAUCCGAACGCCACCCUGAAGUACUUCCAAGAGUGGCAGAGGAUGAUCAAUCCCGGGGACGAUUCCCACCCGAAUCACCACGACUGUGCAAUUCUAGUUACAAAGAGUAACAUCUGUGAUUCAGAGAGCGUCUGCGGUUUCACUGGCACCUCGACGAUCGCUGGGACCUGCAACCCUUUGAAAGGAGCCGUCAUUGUAAACGACGUUGGUCUGCUCACGGGAUACCACAUGGCCCACCACAUCGGUCACACACUGGGCAUGUCGCACGACGUGAAGAAGGAAAAUGGUUGCCCAGGCAUAAUUCGUACUGGAAAGGACUUCGUCGAAACGACUGUGAUGUACCCCGGCAGCUUGUACGUCACGAGAAGAUGGUCCGAGUGUUCGAGAGAUUCGCUGAGAUCGUAUAUCGAAAAAGGUCUAGGAUUUUGCUUGGAGGAUUCACCUCAAAAUCUUGAACUACCAUCUACGGAUAUUCUUCCAGGUGUGAUGUACAACGCGGAUGAUCAAUGCCACAUAUUGUACACUCCCGAUGCUCGCCACUGCGACGUAGGAAUCAGCUGCAAGACCCUCAGGUGCACUAUUCCCGGAAAGGGUUGCGUGUCUGCGGAGAAACCACCGGCCGAGGGCACGCGUUGCGACGAAAACAGGUGGUGUUACGGGAUGAAGUGUCUGCUGGCCGGCGAGCGACCAGGAGUCGUGGACGGUAGUUGGAGCAGCUGGUCACCUUGGAGUCGAUGCUCACGAAGUUGCGGUUCCGGCGUGGCUUUUUCACUCAGGCAGUGCUCCGCUCCACCGCCGUCCAAUGGCGGGGCUUACUGUCGUGGCGCGAGGAAACGUCACAGAAUAUGCGCCACCAAGCCAUGCGACGUGGAUGCACCGUCUUUCCGUGACGUUCAGUGCAGCGAGUUCAACAACUGGAUUUUCCCGGAAGACGGGAAAGUUCACCGAUGGAUCGCUUACAAGCUGCCCGAAGAUCUAAAGGCAUCGGAAGACCCAUGCGGCCUGUACUGUUUAAGCGAGACAAACGUGGUAGCUUCCCUGAGAGCAAGAGUCGUCGACGGUACUACUUGCUACAGGGGCAUCCGCGAUGUCUGCGUCGACGGCGUCUGCCGAGAGAUCCCCUGCGACCUGAACAUGGAGUCGAACGCCGUCGAAGAUGUGUGCGGCGUCUGCAAGGGUAACGGUACCUCGUGCAGCCUCAAAGAGGGCAAGAUAACGAUCCAGGCAGCCUCGCAGCCUAAGAAAAUAACUGAUGUCCCGGCUGGAGCGACCAACAUCCGGGUAGAGGAGGUCGAGCCCUCGAAAUCCAGAAUAAUAGUGCGAACCAAGGAUGGAAAAUCCUUCAUCAAUGGUGAUCGUUUAGGAAUGUUCGAGGUGGCGAGCACAAGGGCGUGGCUGGGUACGAUAAGACCGAGCCAAGAGGCCCUCAACAUACCUGGACCCGUCACGGAGCACUUGGUUAUAUUGAUUUUGCCGAAAGAAAAGGUGACGGUGAAGUAUUCGUUCGGCGUGAAAGAGAAGAAUCCUCGUAGACCGGAAUUCUCGUGGGACUUCGUCUCGUGGGAGGAGUGCAGCGCGAAUUGCGGGCCCGGUGAACAGAUUUCUAAACCUCGUUGCUUGGAGAAACUCGCCGGGAUCGUUGACGAGAUCUUCUGCAAGAACAUACCGAAGCCGGAGGAAAAAGUGAAAUCGUGUUAUCGGGCAGCGUGCGUCCCGAGAUGGAUGAUCAGUGACUGGCAGGGGUGUACGUCCUGCGUGAUCGGAUGCGAGAGGAGACGCACCGUCAAGUGCGUACGUCCCGUCGGGCACUCGGAGCAGGAUGUAGAUAUUAUCGCUGACAGCUACUGUCAAGGACCGAAGCCGAAGGAACAAGAAUUCUGCACAGGCCGGGAGAAACGACAACCCGGCGCCGAACCACCGAUUCCCAAUCGGAGCAACAAAAUGAAGGGAUCGCGGACUUGUACAAGGGGGAAGAAGGAGUUAAGGGACCGUCGAGAUAUAAGGGAAAGCGAAAUGGUGAUCGACAAAGAAGACGUGAACAAUUUAAGGCUGACUAUUAUUUUGGAACGCGAUGAGGAGAACAACGUCGUGAACUUUCCGAAGGAUUUCCAGCCCCAGCCCCCGGGCAACAGCACGGAAUUCACUUUGGUCGGGAUGGACGCAGUCAGGUACAUAGAGAAGAUUCAACAGGACGCAGGCGUCGCGUUGAAAAAUCGUCUUGGAUGACGUAAAAGUUCACCGGAUCGCCAGACGCGUUAAAUUAAAGUAUACAUACAUAAUAAUGUACCGCCGAGAAGGUUGCGUCUCUUCGGUUAAUUAAACCGGUGACACUGAGUGAUUGAUCGUGGCUUAGAAUUUGCAAUACCAAUCGGACGAGCUUGAAGUAAUUUCGUAACAAAUCACGGUCCUCCAGUAUUAAAGUAUCGUCAAGGUGAAUCGACCUUUCAAUAAUCUAUCUUUAGUGAAAUUAAUGAAAAUAUUUAAAUAGCCAUAAAAUAAGGACUUAUCUAUAUUUCAUAUUUCUAAAUACUUCCAUAAUAAUCGACAGUAUUAAAAUACCGUCAAGGUGAAACGGCUUUUUAAUAAUCCAUCUUUAAGAUUAAUAAAAAGACACAGAUAUUUAAAUAGCCAUAAACUAAGGGCUUAUCUAUAUUUCAUAUUUCUAAAUACUUCUACAAUAGUACAACUGGAUGGUCUGUAACAUUAUAGUAUCAAAUAAACGUCGAUUAGUCAACCAUCGA
Molecule: messenger RNA, 3221 nt
Organism: Ceratina calcarata
Lineage: Eukaryota; Metazoa; Arthropoda; Insecta; Hymenoptera; Apidae
Product: A disintegrin and metalloproteinase with thrombospondin motifs 7
Exons: 15
Biological process (GO): proteolysis; extracellular matrix organization
Cellular component (GO): extracellular matrix
Molecular function (GO): metalloendopeptidase activity
Source: RefSeq, a predicted model, not a curated record